Symsagittifera roscoffensis is the source of this 693-nucleotide messenger RNA. RefSeq lists its product as uncharacterized. The coding region runs from base 1 to 693 and encodes 230 amino acids. Lineage: Eukaryota; Metazoa; Xenacoelomorpha; Acoela; Convolutidae. The record is from RefSeq and is a predicted model, not a curated record. The transcript has a single exon.
AUGCCCGGGGACAUCAAAGCAGUUUAUCCCUACGCACACACAAUUGUCAAUGGCGUCAUUCGGGACACUAAGUAUCCUGGGACGGCGUGUCAUCGAAUGCUGGAGGUCCAUCGUAGAUUGAAAUCUCUUCCCUCUAGUUCUCUCAUGAAUAGACACUGGAAAGAAAUAAGAUCAACUUUGCUAUGGUGUGGGGGUCUCUUAGAAGAUCGAAGUACAAGUCACGCUUUUAAUGACGAUAAUCACUGUGACUUGACUACUAUGCUUGAGGAUGUGCAGUCCAACAGCAACGAGAAUGGAUUAGUGAAGAAGAUCUCACGAAAAAAUUUUCUGGGCGAUCACAUCAAGAAAGCCUCAGUGCCUGAUCUUGGCGAGGGUGGUAGCUGGUCGACAUGCACCAAUGGAUGCGAUUCAGUACCUCCGAAUGACGUUGCUCAUGCUCAAUUUAAUUCAAGAAUCGCUUUCAAACUGGUUUGGUGCCCUCCGUGUUACGAAACAUUCGUGCUUGUGGACGACGAGGGUAAGUUGUUAAAAGUGGGACAACCAAUCAUUCCCGAUGAAAAUUCAACGUCUAGUUUAGUGUCCGCUAUACCUGAUAAUCUGUACAGAAAGUCAAACUUUGCUUUGACCAAAGGAGGAAUAUACGCGACGGUUGCUGAGGGCUAUCGCAACAAAGGCCCGAUGGCUGGAACAUGA